Molecule: messenger RNA, 1246 nt
Organism: Pygocentrus nattereri (red-bellied piranha)
Lineage: Eukaryota; Metazoa; Chordata; Actinopteri; Characiformes; Serrasalmidae
Gene: sult5a1
Product: sulfotransferase family 5A, member 1
Exons: 6
Coding region: 10-936 (308 amino acids)
Biological process (GO): sulfation
Cellular component (GO): cytoplasm
Molecular function (GO): sulfotransferase activity
Source: RefSeq, a predicted model, not a curated record
AGCACAGACAUGGAUCGACUAGAUGUUGCAGAGACCUUUCAUGGCAUCACUUUCCCUGGACAUCUGCACACACAGGAGACAUUCCAGUAUGCCAUGAGCUUCAAAUUUCAAGAUACAGACACUUUGAUUGUGACAUACCCUAAAUCAGGAACGACAUGGAUGCAGGAGAUGGUCACACUGGUGUCCAGCAAAGGGAACCCAGUCAGGGCUCAGACACAGCCCAACUGGAUGCGUGCCCCCUGGCUGGAGCAGUACUACUGUCCCCAGGUCCUGAAGGCUUCUCAAGGACCUCGUUUUUUGACCACUCAUCUGCCCUACCAACUACUCGCCACUGCUCUUCAGGGCACCAAGACUAAGGUUAUAUAUGUGGCGAGAAAUCCUAAAGAUGUGGUCGUGUCCUAUUACCAUUUCCACAAAAUGGCCAACUUCCUGCCCAACCCAGGCACAUUUUCUGAGUUUCUGAGUGGUUUUGUGAAGGGAACAGUGCAUUAUGGGUCAUGGUUUGAUCAUGUGAAAGGUUGGACCAGUAACUCAGGAAACAUUCACAACUUUCUUUACAUCACAUAUGAAGACAUGUCGCAGGACCUGCGUGGCUCUCUGGAAAGAGUGAGCAGAUUCCUGCAGUGCCCUCUGGUGGAGGAGGAGUUAACCAGCGCCGAGAGGUCCUGCAGCUUCAGCAGCAUGAGAGAAAACUCCAUGGUGAACUACACACUUGUUCCCAAGGAGAUCAUGAACCACAACAAAGGCAAAUUCAUGAGGAAAGGUAAAAUUGGAGACUGGCAGAACAUUUUCUCAGAAGAGCAAAGUUGCAGCUUUGAUGAAGUGUUUGCUUCCGAGAUGAGUGAAUCCUCUCUGGAGUUUGUGUGGAAGAAUCCUGAAGAAACUUCUCUGAACACCUGGACAGACACAGAACACUUGCUUCGCCAUGCAGCAUGAAGAUCACUGUCGUUAACCAUAAUUAGUUUUGUAUUUAUGAUGAAAACAUUAUUUUUAUAUUCCUCUUUUGAUAGCUUGUUUGUUUCACUGUCCCAACAAUGUGCUGUUUCUGUUGAAUGUGUGCGUUUAUGUGUUCUGUGUGAUUUUUGAUAUGAUACUCAUGACUGUGCGUCUGUGUGUGUGUGUGUGUGUACUCAAACUACUAUAUAUGAAUAUGGACUGUUCUAAUGUAUGAUAUUAUGAUAUCUUUACUGUGAAGUUAAAAUAUUUUGAUUAAGAUGAGAUAAGCUAAUAUUUUAAUAAAAAAAAC